Clarias gariepinus (North African catfish) is the source of this 5316-nucleotide messenger RNA. It is a transcript of the gene glg1b, whose product is annotated as golgi glycoprotein 1b. Lineage: Eukaryota; Metazoa; Chordata; Actinopteri; Siluriformes; Clariidae. The record is from RefSeq and is a predicted model, not a curated record. Gene Ontology annotation, cellular component: Golgi membrane. The transcript has 27 exons. The coding region runs from base 1 to 3489 and encodes 1162 amino acids. Gene Ontology annotation, molecular function: fibroblast growth factor binding.
AUGGCGGCGGCUCGGAGACGCGCUCGGCUGCUCCUGCACUUCAUCAUGUCCCAGUGCUUCUGCGCGUUCGUGGCGCACGGGAUCAAACCGGGGGCCAAUAAUAAUAAUAACCUGCAUCCUCCUCCUCCCGUGAUGGUACCCGUGAACCGGCAGCUGAAGCUCGGAGCGCCGAAUCCGGUGAACACCGGAGGCGCGGUGGCGGCGGCAGCGGCGGUGUCGCAGGCGAGGAGGAGGGCGCUGGGCUGGAGGCUGGCGGAGGAGGAGGCCUGUCGGGAGGACGUGAGCCGUCUGUGUCCGAAACACACCUGGGGCAACAACCUGGCGGUGCUGGAGUGCUUACAGGACCGGAAGGAGGAAACUGAAAUCGCUUCUGACUGCAACCACCUGCUGUGGAACUAUAAACUCAACUUGACGACCGACCCUAAGUUCGAGUCUGUAGCAGUUGAAGUGUGUAAAAGUACAAUAUCUGAGAUUAAAGAAUGUGCAGCUGAAGAGAGAGGGAAAGGCUACCUAGUGUCGUGUCUGGUGGAUCACCGUGGCAACAUCACAGAGUACCAGUGCAACCAGUACAUCGCGAAGAUGACCAGCAUCAUCUACAGUGACUAUCGUCUCAUAUGUGGCUUCAUGGACAAGUGCCGAGAGGACAUUAAUGUCCUGCACUGUGGGAGCAUCACCACCGGGGAAAAGGACUUGCACUCUCAAGGGGAGGUCAUCGCGUGUCUGGAAAAAGCUGUCGUGAGAGAAGCUGAGCAGGAAGACAAGCAGCACCGAAUCCGAGACGACUGCAGGAAGGCCAUCAUGCGAGUGGCCGAGCUCUCGUCCGACGACUUCCAUCUGGACCGAUACCUCUACUUUUCCUGCCGGGACGAUCGGGAGCGUUUUUGUGAAAACACUCAAGCUGGAGAAGGCAGGGUUUACAAAUGUCUGUUCAACCACAAGUUUGAGGACGCGAUGUCUGAAAAGUGCAGAGACGCCCUGACCACCAGGCAGAAGCUGAUCGCUCAGGACUAUAAGGUCAGUUACUCGCUGGCUAAAGCGUGUAAGGCUGACCUCCGCAAAUACCGCUGUAACCUGGACGCCAACAUGCCCCGAGCUCGAGAGGCCAGACUGUCGUACUUGCUCCUCUGCCUGGAGUCUGCAGUGCACCGAGGGCGGACGGUGAGCGGAGACUGCCAGGGGGAGAUGCUGGACUACAGGCACAUGCUGAUGGAGGAUUUCUCCCUCAGCCCAGAGAUCGUGCUGCACUGCCGGGGCGAGAUCGAGGCUCACUGCUCCGGCCUGCACCGUAAAGGAAGGACCCUGCACUGUCUCAUGAGGGUGGGUCGAGGAGACAAGGAGCCGAUGGACAGUCAGUGCCAGAACGCGCUCCAGGCACUCAUCCAGUCUGCUGACCCUGGCGCUGAUUACCGCAUUGACCGCGCUCUCAAUGAAGCGUGCGAGUCUGUUAUACAGACAGCUUGCAAACACAUCCGCAACGGAGAUCCCAUGAUCCUCUCGUGUCUAAUGGAGCAUCUCUACACGGAAAAGAUGGUGGAGGACUGUGAGCACAGGCUGCUGGAGCUGCAGUACUUUAUCUCCAGAGACUGGAAACUCGACCCCGUUUUGUAUCGGAAAUGCCACAACGACGCGUCCCGGCUCUGUCACACAAACGACUGGAAUGAGACGAGCGAGAUGAUGCCCCCGGGUGCUGUGUUUUCCUGCCUCUAUCGUCAUGCUUAUCGGACAGAAGAACAAGGCAGACGGCUCACCAGGGAGUGUAAAGUGGAAGUCCAGAGGAUCUUGCAUCAGAGAGCUUUGGAUGUAAAGCUGGACCCAGAACUCCAGAAACGCUGCAUGACUGACCUGGGGAAGUGGUGCAGUGACAAGACCGACACUGGUCAGGAACUGGAGUGUCUCCAAGAUCAUCUGGACGAUCUGAUGGCAGACUGCAAGGACAUGGUGGGAAAUCUGACCGAGCUCGAGUCUGAGGACAUCCAGAUUGAAGCACUGCUGGUCCGAGCAUGUGAGCCAGUCAUCCAGACCCACUGCCAUGACGUGGCCGAUAAUCAGCUAGAUACUGGAGAUCUGAUGGAGUGCCUGGUGCAGAACAAACAUCAGAAGGAGAUGAAUGAUAAGUGUGCUGUCGGAGUGACUCACUUCCAGCUGAUUCAAAUGAAGGACUUUCGCUUCUCCUACAAGUUCAAGAUGGCAUGCAAAGAUGACGUCCUCAAACUGUGUCCUAACAUUAAAAGGAAGAGUGAUGUAGUGAUCUGUUUGAGCACCACUGUAAGGAACGACACUCUGCAGGAUGUGAAGGAGCAGCGCGUGUCCCUGAAGUGUCGCAAACAGCUGAGGGUGGAGGAGCUGGAAAUGUCAGAGGACGUUCGUCUGGAGCCUGAGCUGUACAGCGCGUGUAGGAAGGAUAUCGAGAAGUUCUGUCAUGAGAUUUCUUUCGGGAAUGCUCAGGUCACUGAGUGCUUGAAGGAGAAUAAACAGCAGCUGUCUCACGCGUGCCAUCAGAAGGUGUUCAAGCUGCAGGAGCUGGAGAUGAUGGACGCUGAGCUGGACUACCAGCUAAUGAGAGUCUGCAAGCAGAUGAUUAAGCGUUUUUGUGCGGAGUCUGAUGCCAAGAACAUGCUGCAGUGCCUAAAACAGAACAAGAACAGCGAGCUAAUGGACCCCAAAUGUAAGCAGAUGAUCACCAAGAGACAGAUUACUCAGAACACAGACUACAGGCUUAAUCCUGUGCUACGGAAGGCUUGUAAAGCAGAUAUCCCCAAAUUCUGUCAGGACGUCCUGAAAAAGGCAACCGAUUACAGCGAACUGGAGGGCGAGGUCAUUUCCUGUCUCAAGCUUAAAUAUGCAGACCAGCGUCUGUCUGGUGACUGCGAGGACCAGAUCCGUGUGAUCCUGCAGGAGUCGGCGCUCGACUACAGACUGGAUCCUCAGCUUCAGCUUCAUUGCAGCAGGGAGAUUACAGAGUUGUGUGCAGAGGAAGCUGCCGCCCAAGAACAGACGGGCCAAGUGGAGGAAUGUCUAAAGACCAACCUGCUGAAACUCAGACAGGACGCUUGCAAAAAGGAGGUUUUAAACAUGCUCAAAGAGAGCAAAGCGGAUAUUUUUGUCGAUCCAGUCUUGCACACAGCCUGCGCCUUGGACCUGAAGCACCAGUGCGCGGCGAUCCCCCCCGGCCGAGGCAGACAGAUGGCUUGUCUGAUGGAGGCUCUCCAGGACAAGCGCGUCAGACUGCAACCCGAGUGUAAGAAAAGAUUGCAGGACCGAAUAGAAAUGUGGGGCUACGCAGCCAAGGUGGCCCCAGCUGAAGGCUUCGCAGACCUGGCUUUCCAAGUGUUGACGUCCCCUUCCAAGAACUACAUCAUGUUGGUGAUCGCGAUGGCAGUGGGCGUGCUCUUCCUGGCGGGAGUGUACUUUCUCAAUGGGACACUAGGAUUCAGAUUUGCCAAAACCUUGGACUGGAAGUUGGAGAUGCAGAAACUGGAAGAGUUCUGAGAAUCACAGGACAGAAGUAAACAAGCCCUAAUUCUAGAACUGUCCUCACAACCUUUUUUUUUUUUUUUUUUUGUGCAUUUACAAUUUCUCAGGUUCUACAGUUUAGUUUUGAUCAGAUGCUCUGUGUCACAACUUGCAGGAAGUUUAAGGAAUGCAAGUUAAAUCAUUUUCAUUUGCGAAGACUUUUAAAUUAAUUGCAAGCAUUAAGGCGUUCAUGCAAACAGCUUAAGUUUAAAUAUUUUAUUCUAAAAUGCGUCCUGAAGAUAAAGAGUGUGUUUGUAACUUUUGGAGUUGGACGUCGCAUUAUAAUUCCUGUGAUUAGUAACAAAUAAUUAAAUAACCUUGAAAAAUGAAGGAACACAAUAGUAACAUUAAAAUGUCAUAGAAUGGAGAUCUGGGAUUCUGCGCAAGCUUAGAACAGAGGAACAUGAAGUUUAUACAGUGGUACCUCGGCAUACUCCUAAAGAGCUGAAAAUUUUGGAAGAAAUUGGCCUCUGCAUGCAAAGUAUUUUCGAGCGACCGGACCGACCCGAACACCGUUCUAAGUGUGUCUGGAGAAGUUUGUUUGCGCCAGAAAAAAGCCAAGUGAAGUUUUUAUUAUUUUUUUUACUUUCAGUUUUUUGAUUUAGUGAAGAUGUAGCACUACGGUUCCCCAUUAAUGUUAUCAAGGGCGGUAAAAAAAAAAAAAAGUGAGACACUUUCAGCUUUUUUUUUUUUUUUAAAGCAGCCGGUGCCAAGAGGAAUCAUAAGGUUAUAGGAGGUUUAAUUGAAGUUUUUUUUUCAUAUUAUACUUUAUUUACAUUUCUCUUCUAAAUGUUUAUUUGUUUUUAUAUACAAAAACAUGAUUAUAGUCAUGGAUAAGUGGAAAUUGAUAUUAAUGUUAAUAUUGGUAAUAUUUUUGGGUGGCUCGAACAGAUUAUCUGCAGUUACAUUAUUUCGUAUAAGCAAAUGCGUUUCACAAUAUGAAAUUUCACCUUAAGAACUCGCCUCCAGAGCGGAUUAAAUUUGUAUGCCGAGGUACAGCUGUAUUACUGUUCCGUGGUUUGGGAAUCCAAAGUUACUUAUUUACCAACUUUUUUUAACCAGUCUGCAUUCUCACACUUAUUGAGUCAAAACGUCAAGAUAUGAGAGAAAACAGUUUUGAAAUCUUUCCCUCGCUUUUGAGACAUUAGCGAGAGCGAGGCUUACUCCAGUUUAAGAACAAAAGUUAUUUUUUUCGUUCGACACGUUUAUCAAGCAAGAAAAAGUAAAAAAUAAAUUUUAUGUUAAUUGGUUUCUUAAAUGCAGUUCUUUCCACCCAUGGCCUUAUUUAUUAUUCAUUUUCUAUUUUAUUUGUGUACCGCAAGAUUUUUUUAUUUUUAUUUUCUUCCCCAUUUUGAGGUGAAUUUGACCUAAAGUGUGCCUGUAUGUCCCACAGUCCAUCCUGAAGUGCUGAAACAUGUCCCGUGAUCGGACAUGUCAGUUUGUUCGAUUUUUGCCUUAUUCACAUGGCGCGGGCUAUAAAAUUGACUUCUGUGAGUAAUUUAUCAGAACAUGUGCUUUUGUACCGACUCUGAGAGCUGAGAUUCCAUAUUUCAGAAUACAGGAGAUGGCUGAAGGGGACAGACUCGACUAGGGGUUUUUCACUGAGAUUCAUUCACAUUGUUUCACCACAAAUACACUAUGGACCAAAGUUUUUGGCCAAAACGCUUCACUUGGGAUACGGGGUCUGAUUGAUUGGUUGAAACACCUGAAUUCAGUAAUAAUACAGGUUUAGCCAAAUACUUUUGUCCAUAAAGUGUACAUGAUGAACAAAUGGAAAAGCAAGAUGCAUUUCUUGUCUUUAGG